Molecule: messenger RNA, 2197 nt
Organism: Rhododendron vialii
Lineage: Eukaryota; Viridiplantae; Streptophyta; Magnoliopsida; Ericales; Ericaceae
Product: MDIS1-interacting receptor like kinase 2-like
Exons: 2
Coding region: 6-1148 (380 amino acids)
Biological process (GO): protein phosphorylation
Molecular function (GO): ATP binding; protein kinase activity
Source: RefSeq, a predicted model, not a curated record
CUAUAAUGAACAAUGGGGCUAAAGGCCAUACCAAAGUUGUGCUUUCGGUGGUAGGCUCUGUGUUAGGCAUUUUGUUACUCCUAGGUGUUGCGAUUUUGUUUGUUUUUUCCAAAAGAAUGGGCAACAAAGAAAGUGAGCCCAGAAGAGGAACUACUGAAAACUUGUUUGUGAUAUGGAGCUAUGAUGGGAAACUGGUUUAUGAAAACAUCAUUGAAGCAACGGAGGACUUUAAUGCCAAACAUUGCAUAGGUGUGGGAAGACAAGGCAUGGUGUAUAAAGCUGAGUUUCCUAGUGGUCAAGUUGUUGCAGUGAAGAAACUUCAUACUUUGCAAGAUGGAGAGUUGGCUAAUCUAUCUAGUUUUACUACGGAGAUACGUGCGUUGACAGAGAUAAGACAUCGGAAUAUCAUAAGGCUCUAUGGAUUUUGUUCUCAUCCACGACACUCGUUGUUGGUUUAUGAGUUCUUGGAAAGGGGGAGCUUGCUCAAGAUACUUAGCUAUGAGGAAGAAGCAUUGGGUUUUGAGUGGAGUAAAAGGGUGAAUGUUGUUAAAGGUUUGGCAGAUGCUUUGUCUUAUAUGCACCAUGAUUGUCUGCCUCCGGUCAUUCAUCGUGAUAUAUCAAGCAAAAAUGUUCUGCUAGAUUCAGAAUGCGUAGCUCAUCUCUCUGAUUUUGGCACUGCUAGACUUAUAAGCCCUCAGUCAUCCAAUUGGACUUCAUUUGGGGGAACCUUUGGCUAUGCUGCUCCAGAACUAGCUUACACAAUGGACGUGAAUAAAAGAUUGGAUGCUUAUAGCUUUGGGGUUGUAACACUCGAUGUAUUAAUGGGGAGGCAUCCAGGCGAUCUCCUCUCUUCUCUUUCCUUGUCCUCAGGGUUGUCAUCAUCAUCAGAUUUAUCUCCACCCACUGCCAACAAUAUAUUGCUGAUAGACAUAUUGGACAAACGCCUCCCCAUUCCAAGGAAUCAGGUGGCAGGAGCAGUGGUUUUUGCGGCAAAGCUAGCAUUGGCAUGUUUGCAUCCCAUUCCACAGUGUCGACCAACUAUGCAAAGAGUUUCUUUGGAACUAGCAAAAGAAAGCCCACCAUUGCAAUACGCAUUGCCCAUGAUUACACUAGUACAACUCUAUAAUGUCAACUUUCUGACAUCCUAAGCACUAUAUUUUUUCUUGAUUUUAUUUUGGAUCCCCAUCUUCUAUGUUAAAUUUGAGUUUCAGUCUCAUUUAGUGUCACUUGUUGUGCCCUUUGCUGCAAUCAACAUUGUAGUGACAUAAAAUUCGUCAUUUCUGUAACAUAACCAUGCUUAGCAGUAAAAAUAAGGAUGAUACAUACCUAUUGUCAUACCAUGAAAUUCAAAAUGAAUUGGCAGCACAUGUAUUUCUGUCCUCUGCAGAAGUAGAAGGAUACUCGGACUUAGCCACUAUUCUCUGGGGUAGUUGUUAACUUCUAAGAUUUAUGAUCUAUUGUGAUACAUAAAUGACACGAUCAGUUACUUUGCAAACUCAAUAAAGUGAACAUAUGUUCAUGUUUCUCUAAAAUUAGAUCUCAUACCUAUAGGUAGUAUGUUGAUUCAAUAGAAAUUGUGUUUUACUACAUUUUCAGUUGAAAACAUCACGGGGAGGACAAUUUUUUGCUUCAUGAUAAAGCCGUUCAAUGGCAAGUUUCUUCAGAUUGAAGAAACAAAAUAUGGUUCUAAAAUUAAGUCAAGGAGGCAAGUCGAUAGGAAACAUAUGCAUGACCGUGGAGAUCGCAUAUAGCCCCCGAAAGUUCUUCAUCUCCAUUUGCAUUGUUGGUUCAGGAGAGCCAUUGGGUGGAUUUGCCACCUGAGUUGGUUCUUGUCAUAAUUCAGCGACUAGAAGCUAGCCAGACCUUGUGGCCUGCCCAGAGGGAUGUGGUUGCUCGUGGCUGCAGUUUGGUUGUGGAGGGAGACAAAGACAGAGGUCAUGAAAACUCCUGAGCAAUGCGGGUGCUCACUUUCCCCAUCUCAGUAAUUUUGAGCCUCAACAUCCCCUUAAUGUUUCCCCCUUCCCUACCCCCAUUCUUCUGUUUGUUUUUGUUAACCGUUUUUUUUCCUUCAAUUUUUGUGUGCCUGCUUUCUGCAUACUGAAUUGGUGGUUCUUUGAUUCCAUAUUACCUCGACUUUUGAAUAUCAGCCAAGACCAAGAGAUUCUCUAAUCCUAUGCUUUAUGAAAAGGGAAAGGGG